Messenger RNA from Sinocyclocheilus rhinocerous, 1509 nucleotides. Its product is annotated as differentially expressed in FDCP 8 homolog. Gene Ontology annotation, molecular function: phosphatidylinositol phosphate binding. The record is from RefSeq and is a predicted model, not a curated record. Gene Ontology annotation, cellular component: autophagosome membrane; intracellular membrane-bounded organelle. NCBI's taxonomy places the organism in Eukaryota, Metazoa, Chordata, Actinopteri, Cypriniformes, Cyprinidae. Gene Ontology annotation, biological process: autophagosome-lysosome fusion; autophagosome maturation; autophagosome-endosome fusion.
AUGAUGGCUAAUGCGGGUAAUAGCUCUAGCUUUGUUAGCUGGUUAGAGAAUUCUGAUUUAAAUGAUAAUCACUUUGACUGCACUGAUGAUGAUGAUGAUGGUAUUGAUGAAAGUGGAAUGAAGGUGUGUGAAUAUAAUGCUCCAGUCGCUGAAUGGGAUUCAGGCCUGUUCGAGCCUGAGGACGAGUACCAUCUACCCCGGAGCAGCCCUGUCAUAUCCCGCAAGAGACAGAGACACAAAGAGACAGAGAAACAGUCUGGUCUGUCUUUGACACCUCCAAUAUGGGAACUAUCUAUCUCUCCAACUGUGAAAUCCAACUAUUCUAGUCCACAUAGACUGACAGAGUUCAUUUGCUCAGAAAAAGAGAGAAACAUUGAUCACUGUGAUUCACCCAAGGGCUCUUCAGGACAGACACAGUUCCUCACAGAUAAUCAUGGCACACAAAUUUCACCUGUCUCUCAGGACACUCACAGCCACUCUUUUGUUUCUGGACGGUUACAUGAGGGAUUCCAGUCAAAGACUAAAAGAAGAGCCUGCUCUGACAUCCCACCGGCAACUGGUCAGAGGAGCUCAGACCAAGCUAAGAAACGUGGGUCACGUGUUGAUCACUCCGCUACAGACCUCUACAGUUUGGACCAGGAAAAUGCUCAUUUUGUGGUUGUGGAUAUGGUGCUGGAAAUGCUGGAGGCCGUGAAAUGGGUUGUGUGUUUGCAGCAUUUAAAAAACACACAUCCUCAUCAAGACAGAUGUGAAACACAAAAUACCUCAAAAACACACUCAAUCUAUUCCUUUGACAGCGGAUUUGAGGGUAACAAAGAUUGUGUUGCAACAAAGUCCUGUGUCAUCCGUAUAAUAGUCAUGAAAGUGUACUCUGUAUAUUUUUGUGAUGGCUGCCACGGUGGUUUGGAAUCAGUGAUUCCAGGUCGGGUUCUGAAUAACUGGGAUUUUACACAGUAUCCAGUCUGCCAUUUCUCAACACAUUUACUGAACUCUAUAUGGCAGCAACCGCUCUUUAAACUUACAAGUGUGGCCAAGAACCUCUACAGUCAGGCCAAAGAGCUACAGCGUUUCAGAGAACUACAGGAGCAACUAAUAUCCAUCAAAAAGCUUCUGAGCACAUGCAGACUAUCAACUGGAUGAUUUACUAUACUUGGUGAGUUUGAACAGCUUCCUGCUCAUCUGAUGCAGGAACUACACCUCUUCUCAAUGGAUGACCUCAUCAGGGUAAAAAAGGGUCAGCUCUGUAUCAGAGCGAAAGCCUUGAUGCAGUCUGCAAUCGCUCACAUAGACAUAUGUGAGCUGUGUCAGGCCAAAGGCUUUAUCUGUGAGUUCUGUCACGGGGAGGAAGUGCUUUUCCCUUUUCAGAGAGACACCUGCACCCACUGCCAAGACCACAUCUCAUGCUUCUGUGAUGAAUCAUGUCCCAAAUGCCAGAAACGAAAGAAACUCCAGCAAGACAUCAUUAUGGAAUCUCCUAUAUGUCCCUCGCUGCAUUUUAAAGCGACAUAA